AUGCGAGAGAAGGGAAUUCCCCUACAACUUGUACGUUGGACAGCAUCAUUCCUUGCAAAGAGACAGGCAGCCAUCUGCCUCGACGGGAUCCAUGGGGAGAUGAAACCCGUGGAGAAUGGUAUUCCACAGGGCUCGCCAGUCUCACCCAUUCUAUCCAUAAUUUACGCAGCUGAAAUUCUCGAGAUCUUCGAGAAAAAGGCGGUACUUGACACUCAGGCCAAAAACUCUGGACUCAAGCUACCCGACAGACCCACCGCCGUCUACCUGAUCAUGUUCGUGGAUGACAGCAAACUGUACGUUUCCUCAGAAUCACUAGACACUAACACUCGCAUAUUAGGCAUCGCAUACAAUAAGGUUGCCGACUGGCUUAAAAGUGUUGGCCUUGCCCCCAACAAGGUGAAGCGAGAGCUAAUGCACUACUCCAAAUGCAGACGAACAGAUGGAGACUCCCCAUCCAUUACCCUACCAGGCAAAAAUGGCAAACCGAUGAUCAUCAAGGCAGAACUCACCACAAAGUGGCUAGGAGUAUACCUAGACCAUGACUAA
Sparassis crispa is the source of this 546-nucleotide messenger RNA. RefSeq lists its product as hypothetical. NCBI's taxonomy places the organism in Eukaryota, Fungi, Basidiomycota, Agaricomycetes, Polyporales, Sparassidaceae. The transcript has a single exon. The record is from RefSeq and is a predicted model, not a curated record. The coding region runs from base 1 to 546 and encodes 181 amino acids.